Molecule: messenger RNA, 840 nt
Organism: Coffea eugenioides
Lineage: Eukaryota; Viridiplantae; Streptophyta; Magnoliopsida; Gentianales; Rubiaceae
Product: transcription factor MYB4-like
Exons: 3
Coding region: 49-840 (263 amino acids)
Source: RefSeq, a predicted model, not a curated record
UUACUGCGUGUCUGUGUGAAGACUGAAGAGGAGAGAGCGAUAUCAGCUAUGGUGAGGGUUCCUUGCUGCGAGAAGAUGGGGUUGAAAAAAGGGCCAUGGACUCCCGAGGAAGAUCAAAUACUGAUAUCUUUCGUUCAACAAUAUGGCCAUGAAAAUUGGAGGGCACUUCCCAAACAGGCUGGCUUAUUAAGGUGCGGAAAGAGUUGCAGACUCCGAUGGACGAAUUACUUGAGGCCCGAUAUUAAGCGGGGAAAUUUUAGCAAAGAAGAAGAAGAAACCAUCAUUAAGCUUCAUCAAAUAAUGGGAAACAGAUGGUCUGCUAUUGCUAAUAGAUUGCCUGGACGAACAGACAAUGAGAUAAAAAAUUACUGGCACACUCACUUGAAAAAGAGGGUUCAUCAGGACGCCGUCGGGCAAAAAGAUUUGCGACAACUACAAACAAAUUUAUGGAGAUCAAAUGGUCAGGGAACACCUGAGUCUGGGGAAGCAUCAAAUCAUCCUGGUUCAGAGGGCAACGGUAAUGUUCAAAACUUUACAGGACGUAUUCAUGAAAAUUUCUCCAGCUUAGACUACAGUAUAUCUGCACCGGGGCCAGCUAAACAAGAUAGCUAUCAGGCCUUUAGAGUUCUUGCAGAAACUAAUUUGAAACAAUCGGCCAAAGAUUCUUGCAAGACUAACAAAUAUCUGGGUCCUGCCUCAGACUCAAGGCUUCAGUUUCUAUCCACUGGAGAAUCUAUUAUUGAACCUGGGGAAGAUAGUAUCAAGGAAGACAUGGUUUUCUGGUACAACCUCUUUUUAAAUGCUGGAAAAUCACAGGAGAAAUUUGCACAGAUUGUAUGA